CCAGAUUUGAAUAGUUAUAAAAAUACAAAGAGACCAGACAUUAUUUCUAGAUAAACAAAUUUCUGUAAAAACAUCCUAAAUGCUUAUGUCAUGUUCCUUCAAAGCUACGGAGUAGUAUUUAAUUUUUUUUUGAACUCGCAGGUUAACAAUGGCAAAUUGGUCACUUUUGUCAAGAAACAGGGUCAACUACUCAACUCACUUCGGUUUAUUUCGUACAUCGUCAUGCAACUCUGAUGUGUUCUCUUGGCGUGUACAAUGUAUUGAUGGGUUUCCAUUUUCCAGCUAUAUUGACUUAAUCAAAGGUCGGUCAAGGUUUGUUUUCUGUCACUCUCCUUUUCUCCGUUAUUUAUCCCUUCCUUUAUUCUGCUUGUGAACUAACUAUUUUGUGCUGGGUAGAUGAACCAACUCAGGCGGACACUACAAUGCUGAGAUUUGUCUUUUACUGUUAGCACUUUAAAUCACCUGUUCUGGUCGAUUUCAGGUUUUGAGGUUGUGCUAUCACAGUAGACUUCGAGAAUUGAUGAGGGAGAAGGAAAGAUUACAUUUUUAUUGCAUUUGAGAUAAACCUAUUUAUUUUGGAUUUGGGAUUUUCCACCAGUUUUUUCGUAGUUAUAUGCUUCAUUUUCUAUUCAAGAACCCAUUGAUGAGGGGGAGAGCAAGAGGAAAGCAUUGAGCCGCCUAAAAAAUCUGCAAUGGUGAAGUGAAUUUUGAUCUUUCAAAACUAUUCUUAAUAGUCAGCCUCGAAGAAUUGUGGAUUUGGGUUUGGUCACAUUCCAAACAGAUAUGGGUGUACCCAAUAACCACCCGAACGGCUUGGAGGAAAAACUAGAUGAAAUCCGACAAAAAAUUGGAAAGUCCGAUAGUGACUUGCUGAGGAUAGUAGGGGUGGGGGCCGGGGCUUGGGGUGCAGUUUUUGUUGCAUUGCUUCAGGACAGUUAUGGUCCUUUUCGUGAUAAGGUCCAAAUUCGGAUAUGGAGAAGGGCAGGGAGGGCUGUGGAUAGAGACACAGCCAAACACCUGUUUGAGGUUAUCAACUCAAGAGAGGACGUGUUGAGGAGGCUGAUUAGGCGUUGUGCGUACUUGAAAUACGUGGAGGCAAGGUUGGGCGACCGGACACUAUAUGCGGAUGAAAUAUUGAAAGACGGGUUUUGCUUGAACAUGAUUGAUUCCCCACUUUGUCCCUUGAAGGUUGUAACCAACUUGCAGGAGGCGGUUUGGGAUGCAGAUAUAGUGGUCAAUGGGUUGCCUUCAACUGAAACCCGUGAAGUGUUUGAGAAGAUUGGUGAGUACUGGAAAGAGAGAUUGACUUCCCCGAUUAUCAUCUCUUUGGCUAAGGGCAUUGAAGCUGAAUUAGAUCCGUUUCCUCGUAUAAUUACACCCACCCAAAUGAUAAACCGAGCAACUGGAGUACCAAUAGAGAAUAUUCUAUAUCUCGGUGGCCCAAAUAUUGCCUCAGAGAUCUACAACAAGGAAUAUGCUAAUGCUCGGAUAUGUGGGUCAGAGAAAUGGAGAAAACCACUUGCAAAGUUCUUGAGGCAACCCCAUUUCAUUGUUUGGGAUAAUAGUGACCUUGUUACCCAUGAAGUUAUGGGAGGUCUGAAAAAUGUCUAUGCCAUUGGAGCUGGAAUGGUGGCUUCUCUGACUAAUGAAAGUGCUACUAGCAAAUCAGUAUAUUUUGCUCACUGUACUUCGGAAAUGAUAUUUAUAACCCAUUUAUUGACUGAAGAACCCGAAAGGCUUGCUGGGCCGCUGCUUGCUGACACAUACGUGACACUGCUGAAAGGACGCAAUUCUUGGUAUGGCCAAAUGAUUGCUACGGGAGAACUCAGUCUGGAUCUGGGAGACAGCAUAAGUGGCAAAGGGACAAUUCAGGGAGUUUCAGCUGUAGGAGCAUUUUAUGAACUUCUAAGUCAAUCCAGCUUAAGUGUGUUGCAUCCUGGGGAGAACAAGCCAGUUGCUCCGGUUGAGCUUUGCCCCAUUCUGAAGACGUUGUACAAAAUACUUAUAACAAGGCAAGAAAAGGUGCAAGCUAUUCUCCAAGCACUAAGGGAUGAAAACUUGAAUGAUCCCCGGGAUCGGAUAGAGAUUGCACAAAGCGGUGCUUUCUACAAGCCUUCCCUCCUUGGACACUCUUGAGGAAUGGAGGGGUUCUUCUGCCUAUGCAAAAACUAUAUAAAUAAUCAUAAGAACUUGCAUAUGUAUGUGUUGAUGCCUGUUUGGAUUAGCAUUUUUCGUAAACUUGAGUUUGAAAAAAUGCACUUUUGGUGGAUUUAGAAGCUAAACUUAUUGGCUUAUAGCUAUGGUAAAAAAUAGAAAAUACAACAGCAAGAGAACACUUCUUUAAUUUGCUCCAUUAAAUACCACCAGUUCAAAUUCC
Molecule: messenger RNA, 2377 nt
Organism: Cuscuta epithymum
Lineage: Eukaryota; Viridiplantae; Streptophyta; Magnoliopsida; Solanales; Convolvulaceae
Source: the annotation of a GenBank genome assembly